AGAGAAAGUGCAUUAAACAACCCAAUCAGCCUAGUCAAUUCAUUAGGCAAGCAGUGCAACAGGUAGAUUGAUCUAAAACUCCGACGACUCCACAAUGCGUAGAUCAAUUGUCAUCUUAGUCAUGGUCUUGCUGAAGCAGACGGCAACUCAAAUUUUGCCGACUGACUGUAAUCAACUUGAGCCUAUUUCUGUGAAUGAAGUAGAGUUUGUGCAAAAGAAAGACGACGACUUUGAUCAGGGUAUAACAUCAAGCGCUGCCCGGCCUGCGAGGAACCCUGUUCAGGCUACGGUAGCCAAGAUGUAUGCUGACGGGGUCAGAGCUGGCACCAUUGGCUCCAUUGUGGAACCGGUAUCUGGAUGUCAGAAUGACACGGGAAGCACCGGAAGUACACAGCUGGCAGAUGUGAACCUGUAUGUCAGGUACCUGACAUUUGUCGACUGGUCACCGAUUGAUUUCAAAAAGUGUUGCCCCGCCUCCCAGAACUAUGGCUGCCGCAGUACCAACACCAUCAUGCCGUGUUUUUAUUAUCCCGUCAACGGCCUGCUAACUUGGUGCUGUCCACUACAGAGAAUCUCCAUCGCCAACUGCAACUGCUGGAAAUGUGGAAUAUUCUGCAAAGACUGCUUCUACGUGGGGCAGUGCCAGAGACGAUACAACUUCGUCAAAUUUGCUGCCGUCUGCUACACCAAGUUCUGGAGCACCAUCUACUUCUUCACCAGGUACUUGCCCACCAGCUGCUACUGUAAGCAGAUCUAGAGCAGAUGAUCAGGUGACCUCGACAUAAGACCUGGAGAUGCCCUCGACACAAGAACAGCAACACGCAUGCGUUAUCUUCGCUGUUUCGUUCAUUAGGAUAUAAUAAACAGAGACAUACAAACAAAAAAAAACAAAUGUCAUUUCAACAUUAGGAUUUUCUUAAAUUAUACAGUAAAAACAUUUAAAAUUA
Messenger RNA from Physella acuta, 947 nucleotides. RefSeq lists its product as uncharacterized. Lineage: Eukaryota; Metazoa; Mollusca; Gastropoda; Physidae. The record is from RefSeq and is a predicted model, not a curated record.